Molecule: messenger RNA, 1081 nt
Organism: Acomys russatus (golden spiny mouse)
Lineage: Eukaryota; Metazoa; Chordata; Mammalia; Rodentia; Muridae
Gene: Hmx2
Product: H6 family homeobox 2
Exons: 3
Coding region: 121-942 (273 amino acids)
Biological process (GO): regulation of transcription by RNA polymerase II
Cellular component (GO): nucleus
Molecular function (GO): DNA-binding transcription factor activity, RNA polymerase II-specific; RNA polymerase II transcription regulatory region sequence-specific DNA binding
Source: RefSeq, a predicted model, not a curated record
GGACCGUCCCUUUGGUAGGUCUGAGUCAGAGACCACAAAGGGGGGGGGGGAGCACCAGAGCACCCACCUCUCCUAGCCAGGGAAACUAGAAGUGGAGCUGGGAAGAAGGAGGUGAAAAGGAUGGGCAGCAAGGAAGAUGUGGGGAAGGGAUGUCCGGCUGCCAGUGGCGUCUCCAGCUUCACCAUCCAGUCCAUCCUGGGCGGGGGCCCCUCCGAGGCACCGCGGGAGCCCGCCGGGUGGCCAGCCAGGAAACGCAGCUUGUCUGUGUCCUCGGAGGAGGAGGAGCCGGAGGAAGGCUGGAAAGCUCCCGCUUGCUUCUGCCCAGAUCCGCACGGCCCCAAGGAGCCAAGCCCUAAGCACCAUCCCCCCAUCCCUUUCCCUUGCCUGGGUACCCCCAAGGGCAGCGGAGGCGCAGGGCCUACGGGCUCGGAACGCGCGCCGUUCCUUUCUCCUUCUCACCCGGACUUUAAGGAAGAGAAGGAGAGGCUCUUGCCGCCCGGUUCGCCUUCUCCUGGCCCGGAAAGGCCGCGGGACGGCGGUGCUGAGCGGCAGACCGCAGCGGCCAAGAAGAAGACGCGCACAGUCUUCUCCCGCAGCCAGGUAUACCAGCUCGAGUCCACCUUCGACAUGAAACGCUACCUGAGCAGCUCCGAGCGCGCCUGCCUAGCCUCCAGCCUGCAGCUCACCGAGACCCAGGUUAAGACUUGGUUCCAGAACCGCCGCAACAAGUGGAAGCGGCAGCUCUCCGCCGAGCUGGAGGCGGCUAACAUGGCACACGCGUCGGCGCAGACUCUCGUGGGCAUGCCGCUGGUGUUUCGGGACAGUUCACUGCUGCGAGUGCCGGUGCCGCGCUCGCUCGCCUUCCCGGCUCCGCUCUACUACCCUAGCAGCAAUCUCUCCGCCUUACCGCUCUACAACCUGUACAACAAGCUUGACUACUGAUACGCCCGGGGUGCCCCUGGCUGGCUGCAGGUUCCAGCAUAGCUGGGCGCGGGCAGCAUCCUUCCCAGGGUUCCAAAGCAGAGCAGCCCGUGUCCAGAAAUAUUAAGAAAUACACCAUGUGUAUUCGUUAUGUCUUAUU